This is a messenger RNA of Ziziphus jujuba (common jujube), 3170 nucleotides long. RefSeq names its product 65-kDa microtubule-associated protein 6. The transcript is spliced from 12 exons. Lineage: Eukaryota; Viridiplantae; Streptophyta; Magnoliopsida; Rosales; Rhamnaceae. Gene Ontology annotation, molecular function: microtubule binding. Bases 885 to 2687 code for a protein of 600 amino acids. The record is from RefSeq and is a predicted model, not a curated record. Gene Ontology annotation, biological process: microtubule cytoskeleton organization. Gene Ontology annotation, cellular component: cytoplasm; spindle.
UUAAAAAAAAAAAACAGAGAGAAAAAGAGAAAAUCAAAUGAAAAAAGAAAAAAAAAAGAAAAAAAACCUCUAAAAAAGAAAUCGUUUUGGCUAAUGUGCGCAGAUGAAUGUCAAAGUUUUCUCUGACAUACCCAAUGACCACCUACCUGCUACAAGGGCGCAUUUUAGCCUAACCUCCAAAACCUUUUAAAGAAUCAAAGAGAGAAAAAAGAAAGAAAGAUAGUAUUAUUUAUCUUCUUUGUUGUGGCUCUGUGAUUCCAUUAUUGAUAAUUGUUUUUGCUUUUUUUUUUGGCUUAUUAAAAAAAAAAGCUUUAUUUUUUUAAUGUUUCCUUAUUACCAUUUAUCAGUAUCUGCUAGUACUGGCUUUUGUUCCUGUGAAGCUUCAGCUGCUUAACUUCUCUGUCUGUUUCUUUUCUUGUCCGUACCGUUCAAAACCCAUUUCACGGAUCACUUUUCUUUCCAUAUGUUUUUUUGCUCUUGUUAAACUUUUUUUUUUUUGGUUAAAUAAAAAAGAAAAAAACAAGAAGUUGAAACUGGGUUUUCGGUGCUGAAGAGAAAAAGGUUUGGUUUUUAGCUUCAGAUCUGAAAAAAAGCUAAGGUUCUUUUGAGGCAAUGGAGGCAAACCCAAAUGUAUCUUGGUUUCUUGGUCUCUAUAUUUACUUGAGUUGAGAAAAAAAAAAAAAAAAACCACUUCCUAUUUUUGUUCACUCUUUUCUCUUCUUUUCUUUACCUUCUCUUUUUAGCUUUUUAGGCCUUCUUUCCAUUUGACCUCUGUUUCUGGUAUUUUCUCUGUGUCUUGGUCUUCAAAACCCACGAAACGAACUUGGUUUUCUUCAAUUUUUUCUAAAGAAACUGGGAGAGAGGAAUAGAGAGAUCUGUAGAAAAUGCUGGCUAUUGGGAGUCCUGCUAUCAGUGUCCGAACAAGCACUGGUUGCAAUGCUUUACUCAAAGAGCUUCAGCAAAUAUGGAAUGACAUUGGUGAGACUGAAGCGGACCAAGACCGUAUGUUAAUGGAAUUGGAGAGAGAAUGCUUAGAAGUUUACAGGCGAAAAGUUGAUGAAGCUGCCAACGCCAAGGCACGCCUCCAUCAGUCUGUUGCAGCCAAGGAAGCUGAGCUUGCAACUCUCGUGGCUUCUCUUGGGGAACUCAAUAUCCACUCACCGAUUCAGACAGAGAAGAGGUCAACAUCAUUGAAAGAAAAACUUGCAUCUGUGGCACCACUUGUGGAUGAUCUAAAGAUGAAGAAAGAUGAAAGAAUGAAGCAAUUUGCUGAUAUAAAAACACAAAUUGAUAAGAUCAGUGGGGAAAUUUCUGGAUAUAGUUAUUUAAAUGGUGUAGUGAUCACUUCUUUGUCUCUGGAUGACCAAGAUUUAUCUCUAAGAAAGCUGACUGAAUUUCAAACUCAUCUUCGCUCUCUUCAAAAGGAGAAGUCUGACCGCCUUCAUAAGGUUUUGGAAUAUGUGAAUGAGGUCCAUUCUCUCUGUGGAGUGCUUGGUUUGGAUUUUGGUCAGACUGUAAGUGAUGUGCAUCCAAGCUUGCAAGAGACGAGCAUAGAACAAUCAACAAACAUCAGCAAUAGCACAUUGGAAGGCCUGGAACAGACUAUUCUCAAGUUAAAGACAGAAAGAAAAGUUCGAAUCCAAAAGUUGAAAGAUAUUGCGGCAUCACUCUUUGAACUUUGGAAUUUGAUGGACUCAUCAAAAGAAGAGAAGAUAAACUUUUCAACAUUUUCUUCUAUCCUUGGAACUUCUGAACCAGAAAUUAUUGAACCUGGUUUUCUUUCUACAGAAAUUAUUGAACAGGCAUCUGCCGAAGUUGAGAGGCUCACUAAAUUGAAGGCAAGUAGAAUGAAGGAACUUGUUAUGAAAAGAAGGUCAGAAUUGGAGGAACUAUGCAGAAUUACCCAUAUUGAACCUGAUACAAGCACGUCAGCUGAGAAAUCAAAUGCAAUGAUAGACUCUGGUCUAGUAGAUCCAUCGGAACUCCUGGCUAACAUCGAAGCACAGAUAGCAAAAGCUAAAGAAGAGGCAGCAAGCAGGAAAGAAAUAAUGGACAGGAUAGACAGGUGGCUUUUUGCCUGUGAAGAGGAAAAUUGGCUUGAAGAAUAUAACCAAGAUGAGAACCGAUACAAUGCUGGAAGAGGUGCUCAUAUUAACCUUAAACGUGCAGAACGAGCUAGAGUGACUGUAAACAAAAUUCCAGCUAUUGUUGACAACUUGAUAAACAGAACUCUGGCCUGGGAAGAUGAAAAGAAAACGUUAUUUCUUUAUGAUGGAGUAAGAUUGGUGUCGAUACUAGAAGAUUACAAAAUCAGCAGACGACAGAAAGAAGAGGAGAAGAAGAGAUUUAGGGACCAAAAGAAGCUCCAAGAUCUGCUUCUCACAGAGAAGGAAGCCAUAUAUGGUUCUAAACCAAGCCCUAGAAAAAGUAACAGCUUCAGGAAGGUGAAUGGAUAUCGAGCAAAUGGAAAUGGAUCCAUGACUCCUACACCUCGUCGGAACUCAGUUGGUGGUGGAACUCCUGAGCUCUUGACACCCCGGUCCUACUCGGGGCGUCAAAAUGGAUAUUUCAAGGAAAUGAGAAGAUUGUCUACUGCACCAUUAAACUUUGUGGCGAUAUCUAAGGAAGAUACAAUGUCCUACGCAUCUGUUUGUGGUUCUGAGCUAGGGUCCCCUCCUCAUGGAUGAAGUUGAAAAAUUCAAAAUGGAACAGGUUACUGUUUACAAAGCUAGAGGAUAUAGUACACCCAUUUUAAGCAGCGGAAGGCUUGUGAAUACGAAACAAAUUGUACACUUGUAUGAUUGUAAUUUGUUAGGGGAUUACGUGGCGAAUGGUAACUAAUGAUAUGCGAACAUAAAUUUGGUUGUCGCUGCCACUGCUGAGGAUCAGAUUGUGGGAAAAAGACUCGCUGUCUCUGGCAGAUGUACUCUGGUAGAUUUAUAGUUUUUAACUUGUGAAAGUUUGGUCGUCCAUGUCAAUAUAGGGAAAGAUAGUAGUAGUAGCAAAAUUAGUAGUAUGGAAGUGUUAUAGGAGUGCUGACCACGUAUUUUAGUGGAUUUUGCUUGCGUUAUGGAUUCAUGUAUAUAUUUUGUAUACCAGAGUGAUGGCUAUCAUUUUAAUGUGGGGAUGUUUUUUGGAGUCUUUGGCAAUGCUUAUUUGGAAUUUCUUCA